AUGAAGCCGGUGACGGGGACAGACUCUCCUCGAACCCUAACUAGGAACAGAAUGCACAGACGAGCUGCUCGGAGGGGUGGUAAAAGUGACAGUGACAGUGAGAGUGAGAGUACAACUAGCAGUGGAAGCAAGUCUUCUGGUAACAAGACCAAAUCCUCCGGUCUCCAGAAACCCUCAGCUAAUAGAACUACGUCCGGAUCUCCGGUUGUCAAGAAAUCUGAUUCUGCAAGCUCCGUUCAGUCGCACAGAAGUAGAUCAGGGUCGAACAAGGCAGAACCCAAGUCAAGCAACACCACAAAACCAGUACCUGGCAAUGUAGCCCAAUCUGCGACCGUUAAGAAAGCAACUCUCCGGACUAGAACUGCUUCGUUUAACCAGGAAGAGAACCCCUUCUUCAAGGGUAUACCGUUAAGUUUAACAGCAGUAGAAUCCGCAACACCUCCAAGGAAGUCUGUGGGAACACCCACCAAGUCUGUGGCUACUGACUCUCCCAUCAACAGAAGCAAAGCAGGACCAAAACCCAUCGAGGGGCUCGCUGCUGAUAGAAGAUCUGCUUAUCUCAGUGCUGCUCAAUCUAGUUCUGGUAGUAGAAAUGAUAGAACCUCUAAACGUAAAUUAGGGAAAAUAGAGUCGGAUUCUGAGAUACAGGAACUGAACUCGAUCAGAUCAUCCCAGCUUGUGGCCCGAAUGAAGUCACAGUUCCAAGCAAACAGUAAAUUGAGAGCCCCAACCCGUUCGGCUACCCUUAAACGGAGAACGGAGAGGGCCCACACGACUCAAAUACUCCCCAGAUCACAGAGCUCCCCGGCCACGUCCAGGAGAUCCAGUUUAGUUUUGCACACUUCAACUGCUAGCAGUAGCAGUGGUAGGAAACAGAGUACAGUUACCAAGAAAACUAGCACAGUUCAGAGAGAUAAUGGCCGGAGUAGUACAGUGCAGCGUAAACAAAACGCUGCACCUCCUCCUCCUCCUACAGUGCAGCGUAAACAAAACGCUGCACCACCACCUCCUCCUCCAAGACCUCCUGUUCGGGAGUCAAACGGAGCCAACACUUCGCUUUCUACGGCUAAUAAUUCAAACAACGCUGCUAAAAGGACUAACGCCAUUAAAAAACGACCGAAUUCAGCUCAAAAGGCCGCAAAUUCGGCCAAAUCAUCACCAUCCACAAGACCAUCCACGGCACCUGGUCUCAAAUCGUCCAAACCUGAGAUCCGACCAGCUAGUCUCAAAUUACAAUCUGAGAAACAAGGUUCUAAACCUGGUUCCAAACCUACUGAGGAGAAGAAGCGAAGGUCCACCCGGAUUCCGAGCCCGGUUAAAUCGCCACCUUGUUCAGGGAUAAGAACCAGUAAGAGUACUUCAAGGGUCCCACAGAAGGACAAUGGUAACAUGGCUCCAAAAACUCGUCCUAAAAUCAAUUCUGCUUCGUCGCGUCUUCAGCAGGGUAAUGGCAGUGCUAACCGCCUCAAAAACAGUGCCAGUUCUAAUCACCUCAAAAAUAGUGCCAGCUCUAAUCGACUCAAAAACAGUGCCAGUUCUUCAAAACUUAAGAACCCCUCCAAGUUGAAGAACAGCACAAGCUCUUCGAGAAUCCAAGAUUCUGAUGUAUCAGAUUGCAGCCGAUCAAGUUCGCCUGUUAAACACAGUGGGAGGGCUGUAAAGACACCCCGUCAACAAUCAGCUGGUUUUUGUGGGAGAUCAACAUCUCUGGCAGACCUGAACAACGCCACUGGAGGAGGUGGUAUGAUUCCCAAACCGAACCUCAACAAACUUCAGUCUCUGAGCAAGAGUACCUCGUCUGUGAAUGAGAAGUCAGUGAGACAAGCAAGACGUGAAGCAGCACAGCGUAGAGCAGCAGAGGUCGCCCGAUCACGUGAUCCGGACGGAUUGGAGGGUGUUCAGGAGAUGUCUCCUAGAACUCCGGGCGCGGACGGACGGACCAAGUUUGUGUACGGUGGACACAGGUCGGAUUCCAGGGCUUGAAAUUAUUAUGUGAUACGUUUCAUGAACGAGG
Bolinopsis microptera is the source of this 2014-nucleotide messenger RNA. Its product is annotated as serine/arginine repetitive matrix protein 1-like. The record is from RefSeq and is a predicted model, not a curated record. The coding region runs from base 1 to 1983 and encodes 660 amino acids. NCBI's taxonomy places the organism in Eukaryota, Metazoa, Ctenophora, Tentaculata, Lobata, Bolinopsidae. The transcript is spliced from 6 exons.